AUGGGAGAGAUCAUUGACAAUGCUAGGAGCCCAGCUUAUGCAGUGCUCAUGAUAAAUAUCUCAGAGCCAUUUUUCAAUCCAAAGAAAGUUUACCUUUACCAGUAUCAAGGGGUCAUUCUUACGGGGCUUCCAGAAAAAGGCUUGACUAAAGGAGGUCUAAAGCUCACCAGCCAAGUGGAAAUUAGUGCGAAGGGGCAGAGUACCUACGUCCUCAAGAUCUUGUCACCUGAAAUCCAAGAGUUCAGUGGAUCCUGGCCGGAUGAGGAGUUGAUUCCAUCUCGGAAACUGACUCGGAAGUUGACUCCCCAACUGACCCAGCCUGUCGUAUUUGAGUACAACCAGGGGCGAGUUGGAAAUCUCUUUGCCCCUCGAGGCAUUUCCGAAAACAUCCUCAACAUCCACCGGGGCAUCCUCAACAUGUUUCAGAUCAGCAUUAAGAGGAAUCAGAACAUCUAUGAGUUGCAAGAGAAUGGAUUGGAAGGCGUCUGUCACACGAGUUACACCAUCCAAGAAGACAAGAAAGCCAAGCAUAUUAUCAUCACAAAGUCCAAGGAUCUGAAUGCCUGCGAGGAAAAGAUCUCAGAGUCUAAGGGCAGUGAUUACUCCCAGCGAUGCGAAACCUGCCAAAUGAAAGGCAAGAAUCUCCGAAGUGUUUCCACGUACACCUACAUCUUGACAAUUGCAGAGCAGGAAGCAGAGGUUGCUGAAGUUGUCAGCAAAGAAUCCCACCAGUUCACACCAUUUAAUGAGCUCGAUGGUGCAGCAAGCACUGACUCAAGGCAACACCUCUCCUUGUUGGAAUUGAAAAAUGAGUCAUUACCCAUGCCCAUUAACUCGAUGGAAAAGAGAGGAGGUCUGAAGUUCCAGUUUUCCAAUGAGCUGAUGCAAAUGCCAAUGCAGUUGGUCAAGCCCUCAUAUAGUGACUCCAAGGUUACCAAGAUGCUGGAAGAGUUGGUGCAAAAGAACCAGGUCAAAGCUCAUCCUGAUGCUCCCCAGAUGUUCCUGCAUCUGUCUCAGCUGCUGCGCUCAGCAAACCUGGCUAACCUCCAAAACCUGUGGGAAAAGAAUGCAAACAAACAGAGUAGCAGACAGUGGAUUCUGGACAGCAUCUCCAUCACUGCAACUCAAGAUGCUAUUCGAUUCAUCCGAAACAAAAUUGAACAGGACAAACUUUCGCAGGUCGAGGCGGCCCAGGCACUGUUCUUCGUCCUGCACUCCAUCAAACCUGACUGUCACGGUGUGGACAAUGCUACGGAACUUCUGUCCAGCCCUUACAUGAACAAGGACCCCUUCCUUCGCAAAAUCACCUUGCUCUCAUAUGGAUCUUUGGUGCAGAAAUACUGCUCGAGAGUCCAGGUUUGUCCUGACCAAGCUAUCAAGCCAAUCCACGACUUUGUGGUCGAAGCUGGCAACAGGGGUCAUGAAGAAGAAAUAAUCCUGGGUCUCAAAGCAAUUGGCAAUGCAGGCCAGCCAGCCAGCCUGAAGCGCAUCCAGAAGCUCCUGCCAGGAUUCAGCAGUUCUGCCAACAGCGUCUCAAACAGAGUCCAGAUGGAGGCUGUGAUGGCCUUACGUAAUAUCGGCAAGAAGGAGCGACACAAGGUGCAAAACAUCGCCAUGCAGUUACUUAUGAACAAAAAGAACCGUGCGCAAAUGCGAAUAAGGGCCUUUAUUGUGUUGAUGGAAACCAAACCAUCCAUGGCCUUAGUGGCCACAGUGACUGACUCAUUGAUCAGAGACACCAACUUGCAUCUGGCCAGCUUUGCAUAUUCCUACAUGAAAUCGCUGUCAGGAACCUUAGUGCCAGAGCAACAUUCACUGGCUGCCGUUUUCAACAUCGCAGUCAAACGACUGAGUCAGAAAUGUGACACUCUCAGCUACCAGUACAGCAAAGGAAUUCAUUUUGGCUUGUUCAGUGAUCGGUUUCUGGCUGGAAUCGAUACCAACCUUUAUUUACUGAAGAAAUUCGAUGGUAUUCUUCCAACUUCAGCCAUAGCCAACUUCAGAUAUUAUGGCCUUGGAGCUCUCAUGGACUCUCUGGAGGUUGGUAUCCAGGUCGAAGGAAUACAACAAGCCUUGUCAAAGAGCAAACCAGCCUUCUGGAAGGGACCGAAGAAAAACAGCAUGGAGCAGAUUUUGAAAAAGGUGUCUGACUGGAAAUCGAUGCCUGCAAUUAAACCAUUGGUGAGCUUUUACAUCAAACUGUUUGGCCAAGAGAUCACUUUUGUUGAGCUCAACCAGAAUGAUAUUCAAGAAAUCAUGAAGAUGAUUAGCAACCAAGGAAAACUGGAUGGACUUUUCAGGAAAUUUAUCAACACUCUUCAACGUGGGAUUUCAAUAAAAUGUACCAAAUCCUUGCUGGUAUCUGAGCUUCGACACAUGGUGCCAACAUCACUUGGUCUUCCCUUGGAGCUAGCCUUCUAUUACACUACAGUGUCAGCUGUACAAGCACAUGCCAAGGCAACUUUCACUCCACCCCUUUCCAACACAACAUUGUCUCACGUCCUCAACAGAGCCAUUCAUCUUGAAUCUCAGCUCACUGCCAGUUCCGUGAAAGAUGUCAAAGGAAUCAUGGGAAUAAACAGCCCUAUGAUCCAGACCGGAGUGGAAGUUCAGCUGAAGACCAGCACUGUCAUCCCACUGAACUUCACUGCAAGAAUAAGCUACAAAAAGAGGAACAUUAAAAUUGAAUCACCUCCUCUGCAACAGGAAAAUCAGCUGUUCUCUUUCAGCACACAAGCAUUUGCGUACUCGAGGAAUGUGGAAGAGCCCGCUACAAAGAACAUAUUCCCGCUGCUUCCGAGUGAGGAGUCUGUGCUGAGGAUCAAAGCUCUCCGAUUGGCAAAGAACUCAACUGUGAAUCGCAAAGUGAUGGACAAAGUGCUGCCUCUCGCCAUUGUCCCAGGAUCUGUGUGCUCGGCUGAAGAGCUUCCAGACACCCUAAGCCAGAGUGUCUAUCGCAUCUGCACGACAGCCAAAACCUUUGGAUUUGAAGUUUGUUAUGACGCCAGUGCAGAAAAUUCUGACUUCCCCACCAACUCUCCCUUGUACGAAAUGAUCAGCAAGAGAGCAUUGGAUAUCACAAUCAGACCAGUUCCUACUGACAUUCCAAUCAAAAAGUUGCAAAUCGAAUUACAAAUGGAUGAGUCGCUCACAAGAGUAAAUCACCUGUUGAUGAGAAGCAACUGGACUAAUGCAGAUUCCUCUGAAAAAAUGCAAGCUGAAGGCAAGUUAGUCCUUCUCAAGCUAAAGAAAAUCCUCCAAGCUAAAAAGCAGCAUCAGCAGGAAAGACGAGAGCAUAAGUAUACUUUGAGCAGUUCUAUGUCGAGUUCCCAGACGUCAAGCAAAAGUUCACGAAGAAGAUCAGAGCAGGAUAAGGUAGAAUUCUCAAGGACUCGUGGCAUCCACUCAUUAAAGUCAGGGAGCAGAGACAAGAAACAUGGCAGUCGUGAUAGGCGUGGUAAACACAAGCUGGAGGAACACAGUAAGCCACGUCAUUAUUCGACGUCAAGUUCCCAGUCAUCGAGCAGAAUGAGAAGCUCAAAGGAACAUUAUAAUAAACACCUAAGAAAUUAUGGUAUGCACUCACCAGUGAACAGACAAGAACCUAAACGUAACAAGUAUGGAAGACACCAAAAACUCGGUCAAGAACGUAGACAUGACACGCCAGGUCAACGUGUGCCUUCAAAAGAUGAACAUCAUACAACUGUUCAUCUUUCCUCCAGCUCAACAUCUGGUCUAUCGAAGGAAAGGCCAUCUCGACACAGCUCCUUUAGGAAAUCGAAAGGCUAUCGAGUUUCCAGCAGUGCAUCUGCACUGAAUUCAGGGAACUCCUCGUCGACUUCAUCGUCUUCGAGCGAGUCCAGCUCCAGUGUCUCAUCGUCUGCUGAGUCAAAGCGGGAGCACAGUAGGCAAACGCCUCAAGGGCAAUCCAGUUCUUCAUCACAAAACAAACAAUUACACUCAUUUGAAACCAGUUUCGACACAACAAUGAGUUUCUCCAGCUCAGCUUCAUCUUCAUCUUCAAAUUCACUGGAGCAGUCCACAUUCCUUGGAGGUUUAAUGCCACCGAUACUCACUUUGUUCACUCGAGCCAUUACCACCGAUAAUGAAGAAAAAGGCUACCAGACGAGAUUUUUUGUGGACAAUUUAAUGGACAUACGAUUGUGGCAAGUUGUUGUGGACGAAAUUCAAGAUGGUGGCAAAUGGAAAGUCUGUGUCAAUGCAGAGUUGCCCUAUGAUCGCCUGGCAUUGGGAACACUGAGAUGGGGCCAGGAUUGCCAGGACUACAAGAUUGCAGGAAAAGCAAGCAUGGGUCAUGUAAGGAUUCAUCCUGCUGUUCUGCUCAAGGCAAAGUGGGGCAGGAUGUCACAGUCCUUGAAAGAUACUGCCCAAUUGAUUGGUGACCAACUGGCCGGGAUUCUCUUCCUGAUGGGAUUCUCCCAAAGGCACAUAAAGGGAACACCUCAUCAAAUAUCUGCCAUUUUGGCCGCAACAUCUCAACGAACCUUUGAUAUCAUGAUCAAAGACUCUAAGGCACAACUGUUCAUGGCAACCAUGUUACUUGCAGAGUCCUUGUCCAUUGAGCGGACUGACAAUGGGCUGAAGAUAAAAGGCCCUGAACUUGGCCUUGAAAGUCUCUUCUUCGAUGGCAAAAUUAUUAAGGUGGCCGCUAUGCCAUCGAUAUUUGGGACCACAUGCGGAUUAUGCGGGCAAGGGAGUAACGAGUAUCAGCAACCAAACAGGCGGAAAACCAAGGAGGUUCUCAAGUUUGCACUCUCUUGGCUCAUACCCAGCGAACACUGCAAUGACACCUGUAAACUAAUAAAACAGCAUGUGAAACUCGAUGAACCAGUGAAAAUACUUGGGAAGGAUGUGCAAUGCUACUCAACGGAGCCAAUAGUGGAUUGUGAUCGUGGAUGUUCACGAGUUAAGACUGUCCCAAUCAACUAUAGUUUCCAUUGCAUACCAAUAGAUUCACACGCAAGCCCUACAGAUGAACAGCUGAAAUCUGCCACCUUUGCCCAGAAGAGUGAGGAUGUAACAAUUCCCUUUGACGUUCCUGUUGAAUGUUCAUGCAGUUCAGAAUGUAAAUAAGUAGAGCGCUGGGAACUUCUCUCUAAUUGGUUCAAAGCACAAGCCUUAGGUGCAAGUUAGAGGGGGAAAAUAAUGCAAUGAAGUAAAAAUGCACCUAAUAAAUUUUUUUAAUGAGUUAGUUUUAGAUACAUUGAAACAUUCGUUUGUU
Messenger RNA from Hypanus sabinus (Atlantic stingray), 5242 nucleotides. Its product is annotated as vitellogenin-like. The record is from RefSeq and is a predicted model, not a curated record. Lineage: Eukaryota; Metazoa; Chordata; Chondrichthyes; Myliobatiformes; Dasyatidae. Gene Ontology annotation, biological process: lipid transport. Gene Ontology annotation, molecular function: lipid carrier activity. The transcript has 31 exons. Bases 1 to 5094 code for a protein of 1697 amino acids.